UACCCCACCUUUGACAGAACAUCUGACGUAAACGCUUCUGACGGUGUAGAAACGUGUGUAUUAAGUCCUUGCUGUGGUUGUGAGUACAGAUCAGAGAUAAGACUGUGUUUGGUAGCAUCUUAUGGACCACAGAGUGGUAGGCAACCAAUGUCUCCACCCCGGCUCACCGGCGGCCUGCGCUCCUUCUCUACUGUAAGCAAGCAUGAAGACUUCUCUGAAGAAGUAUAUGAUCUGAAGACCAAGCGUCUGAAGAGGCAGGAGCUGUUCUCCAGAGAGGGCCUGACAUGGCAGAAUAUAGUCCAGUUCUUCACUCGGCACCUGGAGAAGGCAGAGCAGCAGGCUGCAGCACAGGAGCUGAAGAGCAUCCUACAGGCUGCCAAGCAGAUAGGUGGCGGAGUUUGUUAGUUCCCAGAGCUCCUGUCGCUCCCCUCAGCGUGGCUCGGCCUUUGGACGCAACAUCACCUUCUCCUAUGACUGUUACACCCUGGACCCCCAGGAGGCCCUGCCCUGGGCGGGGGUCCUGAGGACGAGACCCCUGGUGGAGGCCUGGACUUCCAAAGCUUCCUCAACAACCAUCAAGGCCUCUGGGGUAAUGGGGGAGAGGCGGAUGGAGGCAGGCUAAGCCCGGGAGGGGCUCAGAGCCCUGGGGAUGAGACCAACCUGAGGGGGAGGUGGAGAAGUUCCUGAACUGAGGCAACAUGAUCUCCUCCAGCCCUGAGGAACUGUGCACCUCCCUGUUUUUGAUUGACGACGAGCUGCAGAACGCGCUGUUUGAGCUGCUGAGCCCAGAGGGAUUUGAGAUGAUCUCUGUUCUCCCCCAGCGAAGGUCUUCCAUCAUGAAUUCUCUCC
Molecule: messenger RNA, 849 nt
Organism: Oncorhynchus gorbuscha (pink salmon)
Lineage: Eukaryota; Metazoa; Chordata; Actinopteri; Salmoniformes; Salmonidae
Product: activating signal cointegrator 1 complex subunit 3-like
Exons: 5
Coding region: 148-405 (85 amino acids)
Source: RefSeq, a predicted model, not a curated record